CGGCCAUGCAUUGCGCUAAUUCAAUGCAAGGCUGCGCAUGCUGCUGUUCCCGGUUGUCUCUAACCGGGCAGAAUACUGCCCCAGUGGGUGCUGGAAGCCUGCCCCGGUCGCUGCUAAGACAUACCGGUACACGAUCAUGCAGCUUGCAAGACAGCAUUCCACCGAAGUCCCACCUGGCCACCUCACCACAGCCCUGACGCAGCGCAAGCAACCAGUCUGAGUUGGCAAGCUGCUACACAAGCCUGCUUGCGCCACUGAAUUUUAGCCCUACCUCCGCAAGGCGCUUCCCUGAGUAUCCUGCUGCCUCUUGGGAGAGGUUGUUUUGUAAGUGCACUGCCACAGGCAAGGUUUAUUCCUGGCGGCAGCUUCAGGCGAGCUCGUUGUUAGAGAGCUCUUGCAGGGGCAGCUGGGGCUGAUUCAUUGUUGAGCAACUCAGGCGGACUGGUGUUUGGUUGCUCAUUGUGGUGGCUUUUCUGAGUGGGAGCAGCUUUGGAAGGCGCCAUGUCAAGUCCAAGUAAACGGAGGGAAAUGGACGUCAUGAAGCUCAUGAUGAGCGACUACAAGGUGGAAAUGAUCAACGAUGGUAUGAGCGAGUUCUUUGUCGAGUUCCUUGGGCCAAAGGAGAGCCCGUACGAGGGAGGAGUCUGGAAGAUACACGUGGAGCUGCCUGAUGCAUACCCUUACAAGUCACCAUCGAUUGGAUUUAUCAACCGGAUAUUCCAUCCAAACGUUGACGAAUUGUCGGGCUCGGUGUGCCUUGACGUCAUCAACCAGCGGUGGAGCCCCAUGUUUGACCUGAUCAACGUGUUUGAGGUGUUCCUGCCUCAGCUCCUCCUGUACCCCAACCCCACGGACCCGCUCAACGGGGAAGCUGCGGCGCUGUUGAUGCGGGAGCCAGACCUGUACAAGAGCAAAGUCAAGGAAUAUUGCCAACGUUUUGCCAAGCCCGAGGACCUUGGCAACAAACCGGAACCGGAGAGUGAGGAUGAGAGCGAGGAUGAUCUCAGCGACAUGAGUGACGAUGACGAGAUGGCGGGGCAUGCGGAUCCCUAGUGCGUUAUUUGGUCAAGCGCGCCUGGCAGACAUCCGUCUCCACCAUUUAUUGCAGCACCUGUCCAUAAGCGCAGUGUAAGCGCCACAGCUCUAGGGAGGACUUAGUCCUUCUGCUGGCGCUAACGCUGCCUAGUCUAGGACUCCACUGACGGUAGCCUAACGAGGGGAGCGGUUUGAAAGUACAGGUAAAACAGGUUCUGUACUUUCAGUGGUCAAGCAUUGGUUGAGAACUCCAACAGACCAUCUUGUAGACAUGUACAUACAGCUGGUAGAAUCUUGGACAGGUGCGAGCGUCAGCAGUAGCAGGUGUACAGUAUUCGCUAGAUCUUGGCAGCGUUUCAUUGGACAGCCAACAAAAGGCAAUCAGAUAUGGUGAGCUUUAGCACUACUCAUGUACGUGGCCUUUGAGGUGCCUACAUGCAUGGACAUGAUCGUGCCGGACCAGCUCUUGCAACGACCAUGCGUUGUAUGUAAGGAAACAACUUGGGUGGCGGCUGUGAUCCUUUGAUUGACGCGCGGGCAUUUGCGGAGCAGCUAUG
Klebsormidium nitens is the source of this 1592-nucleotide messenger RNA. The record is from the annotation of a GenBank genome assembly. Lineage: Eukaryota; Viridiplantae; Streptophyta; Klebsormidiophyceae; Klebsormidiales; Klebsormidiaceae.